AUGUUAACCUCAAUGAGGAAUCCAAGCGACUCAUUAGUGAACGCUGUCAGGAAGAAGUAUCAAGAGGAACGUUCAGAGGAAGUGAAAGUCACCUUAAUGUUUACAAUGACUGCAUUAGGCGGUGAAAGAUCUGUCAGUAAAGAACUGCGAGCAGCGAUAACUAAAUCAAUGCUAGAGAAAAUAGCGAAUAUCAACAAGGACAACUGUCAAGCUGAUGAUAGCGUAUUUGAUGUUCUAGAAGCCACUGGAAACCUCGCAGAUCCGGCGAUUAUAGAUCGUAUGAUAAAAAUAGGAAAAGAUUGCAUGAAUAAACCCGCUUUGGUAAUGGGAACAGUCCACGCCUUGGCAGAAAUUUGUUCAGAUCAACGUGUCGUUGACUACUACACGUUCUUGAUUGAAAAUGCAGUGUGUGACGUAAAACUGACAGUUAUUGGGAGCAUGAGGGAUAAAAUAAGUAGCGAUAUUGUCGAAGGACGGCAUGGGUCAUGGCCAAGAGAAACAUACAACAGUCUUGACUUGAGACUGAAGGAAAUAUAUAACGACAACAGCGGAGAUUUCCAUUGUAUACAUGAUGACAUUUUCAAAUAUUUUAGUGACAAACCCGGAAAAGAUGCCAAAGCAUUUUUGGCUACUAACAGCAAAUCGAAACGAGGUAUUCUCAACCAUUAUUCAUGCUCAGCAUGGGGACCGUAUGGCUCUCGAUAUACGAGUAUACAACCUGAAUCUUCCUUUUCAACAGAUAAUUCGAGGUACCCUGAUAACAGACACUGUUUAGCUCAUUUUAGACUCGGAAUCAGCAGUGCUAAUGCAAAUCUUUACGCAGGGGCUUUCGCUGGCAUCAACAGGAAGUAUUGUAACUGGAAGAUAUUUGCCCGAGUCUACGCAAAUGCAUAUGUCCUCGGGAAAAGCUUCUCGAUCGUGUCAGCCCACUUUUACCAGUACAAAUAUGGAACAUCGUUUAGGUUACGAGCUUACUUAAAGAUCGGAAGUAAGACUCAUGUUGAUUAUACGUACACAUAUAACGUGCCAUCCUACUCACAAACGUGGUCGAAAUAUUGGCAGUGGGAUAUAGACAUAUGGGGUAUCAAUAUGUACGUUGCUUCUUUAACUUUGAGGGUUACCAUAAAACCGGGUGUACACUUCACAGUGAAAAUCAGCCCCUGCUAUACGGGAUGUGCAGUUUGUGCAACAGUCACCCCCAAGGUUACUCUGCAAAUAUCUGGUGGUGCAUCUGCAUCUUUAGCGGCAGUCGUCAGGGGUGGUAUUGACGUUAAUGUAAAGCUGAACUAUCUGGUUGAAGGCGUUGGGAGAAUAGGUGUAUACUCGGGCGUCUGCGUUGGUCUUUACCACGGACACGAUCCGAUGAAUGUCUUCUUUUCUGCAUGGUAUCAGAUUCGCUAUAAAAUUAGAGUACGAUUCAGCUGGUGGCCG
This is a messenger RNA of Owenia fusiformis, 1431 nucleotides long. The record is from the annotation of a GenBank genome assembly. Lineage: Eukaryota; Metazoa; Annelida; Polychaeta; Sabellida; Oweniidae.